This is a messenger RNA of Magnusiomyces paraingens, 861 nucleotides long. RefSeq lists its product as uncharacterized. The transcript has a single exon. The record is from RefSeq and is a predicted model, not a curated record. Bases 1 to 861 code for a protein of 286 amino acids. NCBI's taxonomy places the organism in Eukaryota, Fungi, Ascomycota, Dipodascomycetes, Dipodascales, Dipodascaceae. Gene Ontology annotation, biological process: positive regulation of mitotic metaphase/anaphase transition. Gene Ontology annotation, cellular component: anaphase-promoting complex.
AUGACAAAAGAUUCCGAACGCUCUCAUGUCCACCUUGCUCUACCUCGAUCCAUUCUUUUUUUUGAAGAAUGGAUGAAACUUCCUCUUGAGUAUGACGAUAUCUUUGUUCCUCCAGAGCUCCAACCACCAAAUCCGGACGAUGACCAUGAGCUUAAUGCAGAUUAUCCAUUGCUUUCCUUUGGGAUUCCCAAACCCUCGGCCGCUUCCGCUCGCGACAAACUCAUGGCUUGGAAAGAGUUGGCCUUAGGAGAGCUUCUUACCAACGGCCCCAGUCAUAUGCUUAAUGCAGAAGAUGCAGUGGAAUUCCCAGACUUUACAGAAUCUUUACGCCAAGCUCUCGACGACAUGCCGGCCGCAUUGGUAUCCCCACCACAGCCUACUAAAUUUGCAAGUACAACAAUGGGAAUGGCAACAGCUUCUUCAAAUCAUAAGAAAAACUCGCUAUCGCCAUUUCAGCAGCAGACACAAACGCAGUCGCAAACACAGCAACAACAACAAUCACAAUCACAGACUCAGACUCAGACUCAGACACAACAGCAUCAUCAUCAUCAUUCAGCAUCUCCAGGUACACCACCUCACUCAUCAGACUUCUUCAUCUCGCCUUCUUCUUCUCAUCACUUAGUGACGCGCGGGCCGCGUCGCUCUUCAGGAAAUUCUUCAAUCUUAUCUCAUCGUGCACAUUCCCAUGCAGAUCCUUCCCAUAGCCCGUCAAUCGCUGGCACAAGUGUCUCUUCAGACGUGCGCACCCCUAAAACUCCGGCACCAGGGUCUGCAACUUCUUCGCGAUUACUCAAUGAGCGCCGUGAAAGCCGGCUCGGCUCAUCUCUUUCAGGCCGCCGCCGUCGUAAUGUUCCUCGAUAA